This is a messenger RNA of Dermacentor andersoni, 1113 nucleotides long. The record is from RefSeq and is a predicted model, not a curated record. NCBI's taxonomy places the organism in Eukaryota, Metazoa, Arthropoda, Arachnida, Ixodida, Ixodidae.
AUGGACGAGAGCAGUGACGAAGUCCACCUUUGGAAAUUGGUUUCGGAACGUAAAAAUUUUAUUAAUCUGCCAAUCCGCCGCUCAUUUACAUGGGGCGGCGUUCAUGUAGCCAUGGAAGUCGAUACCGGGUCGCCAGUAUGUGUCAUUUCUUGGGAACUGUACAUGAAGCAUCGAAACCAUUGGCCUGCCCUGAAGCCGUCACGUGUGAAGUUGUCUUGCUACGCAGGGCGGUUACCGGUGCUGGGCGACCUGACAUUGCGUGUGGGCUUCAAAGAAGUGCUCGUGGACUGUCCCCUCACAGUGCUCGACUGCGAAGGGCCAAUCCUUUGCGGAAGGGACCUGCUGACGCUGCUGGACAACGCUGGUGCACCGGUGCUACAUGUGACACCGGCCUGCGGAGCCACAGAAACGAGCGAAAUGGACACCUGCAAGGUUAAGGCCAUUUUCACAGACUACCAGGACAUUUUUACCACGGAACUCGGUCUAAUGGAGGGUCCUCCAGCAAGCCUGCACCUCAAAGAUGGAGCAAUUCCAAAGUUUUAUCAUCAACCACUCGUCAGCCUGCUGAGACCCGACCGCCAGACACCGACUAUGGCGGCUACGCGAAUUCAACGCUGGGCACUGUACCUCGGAGGCUACAAAUACAAGCUUCAGUAUGUUCCAGGACCAACUGAGGGGAGCCACGACUGGACACUGCCGCCAGACAGCAGCGUGUACGUCCGCAAUUACGGGCAGGGAGAGAAGCGGAUCCCUGGUCAUGCCAUUUCGGCGACCGGAGCACGAAUGGUAACCGUAGAGAUUCCCACUGCCAUUGUCAAGCGCCAUGUCGUUCAGGUGCGCCGCCGCUCGGAUUCAUCACCAAGGUUUCCGGAUACGACUGCUCGCGGUCCAGGGUCCAACCAGACGCCAGGUCCCAGCACGGCCACCAAUGCCAGCACUUCCUUGGAAGAGGCCGCCCCAGUUAAUUCUCCAGAUGCAGACCAAAUUGCGGAUGACAGCAUUCGACCUCGCACCCCUCCUCUCCCAACUACCUUGAGUCCGGCCGAAGCUUCGCAGCAAGUCCUGCGCCGGUCAACGAGGCAGCGCAAGCCAGUGCAACGGUUCCAUUUUUGA